Rotaria socialis is the source of this 708-nucleotide messenger RNA. Lineage: Eukaryota; Metazoa; Rotifera; Eurotatoria; Philodinida; Philodinidae. The record is from the annotation of a GenBank genome assembly.
AUGUCCAAACAGAAUUUAUUACUGAUAGUAAGUCUCGUAGUGAUCUGUUUAGCUAUUAUCAUUGGUGUACUGGAUUCAAUGAAAACACGCUUUUAUAUAUUCGAUCCAGAACAGCUUCAUACACUUGCCAAACAGGCACUUGUUCAGCAUGGGCAUUUAAAUAUUACUAAUGAUCAAUUAAUUCCAAUAGUUCAAGAAAGUCCUAAUACACUACGUCCGGUAAUUGAUUAUAUUGUUGCUGGAUUGAGAAAUACAAUUGACAAUCGGUAUUUAACAAAUAAAGAAGAAUGGAUAUUUAAUAAUGCCGGUGGAGCCAUGGGUGCUAUGUUUAUUAUACAUGCAUCACUUACAGAAUAUCUUAUUAUAUUUGGUACACCACUUGGUACAGAAGGUCACACUGGAUUGCAUACAGCCGAUGAUUAUUUUCAUAUAUUGUACGGCGAACAAUGGGCAUUUUCAGCUGGUUCUUUAGAUAAAGAAGUUUAUCAAGUUGGUAGCGUUCAUUAUCUACCAAAAGGUAAUUCAAAACAAUUUAAAAUGCACCGAGGAUGUUGGGCACUUGAAUAUGCUCGUGGAUGGAUACCUCCUAUGAUGCCAUUCGGUUUAGCAGAUACAAUUACUUCAACUUUAGACAUUGUUACGUUUUAUCAUACAAUACGUAUUUCAGGUCGCGAAAUGGUUCGAAAUUUAUUUCAAGGGAAAAUAUAA